GCUAUCAUUACACCAGCGGAGCCAAAACAAGUCGGGAGGAGAAGGCAUGAAUACAAUGACCGCUGAAAUCAUAAAAGACAUCUCCCAGCCCGACUCACCUGUCUCCUCAGCACCAGAAAACGGACAGCUGUUGUUCAUCCGAAGCGUCGCGUCCAGGAGGGACACGCAGACCACCAGCGGCAGCGCCCACCUCGAGGAGGGCAGCUCCCAGCCCCUGGUCUCCUCCUCAGCCACAGCUCAGCCUCAGUCUUACACCAUGACAUCGGGCGAAUUCAUGCAGUCCACCCCUCUGUUCGUGCACAGGUCUAAUAAGAACAUGUUUUAUAAGAUCCUGUGUUUCCUCGUGCUCGUUCUUCAAGGAGGCAUGCUGGAUUUCUACCUCAUCAUCUUCACGGAUCUCUACUGGUGCUCGUGGAUAGCCACAGAUUUGGUUGUUAUAUCGGGUUGGGCGAUCUUCUUCAUGAAAAACGCCAGGAGCAAGCGAGAACGAGCGUGUGGUUUCCACCAGAAGGGCUCCAUCUUCGGAUGCAACCUCGGGGAGUUCACCUUCGCGUACCUGGCAUGGCUCAUCUACGUGAUCGCGUCCACCCCGAAAGUGGUGCUCGUCCUGGAAACGUCCAUCCUCGAUCUGAUCGCCCUCAAGGUGCCGUUUGGCAUCACCGGGUUUAAAAUAACCAUGCUGCUGUGCGCGCCUUUGCUUUACUGCCUCCUCAACUCAGUCAUCGAAGAUCCAAACGGCUCCACGCGCUUUCACUCCCAAGGCUGCUUCAUGGGCACCUGCUUAGACAUCCUAGACAGCUUCACGCUGGUGGAACUGCUCCUUAAAAACGAAAUCCCGAGCAUAUACCUUAGGUACACGGUUAUAUCAGUGUACUUCAUCGCAUUGGGCGUCCCGGUUGUCUGGCUUUACGAGUUGACGGCCUCAGAGAUGAACUGUCGCUGGAUAUGGGCGAGGUUUUUCACCGGCGUGCUGCUCAACGGUCCGCUCUUGGUGGUCAGAUGUUUCCUCGUCUUUGUUUACAAAACGCCCAUAUCGGUUUUCAUGUUCAAGAACAUCUUCUUCUUGGGGUGUAAGUGCCUGGAGCUGGUUGAACAGUGCACGUCCUUAAGAGGUGUCCGACGGUUUGCACGUGGACGCGGGGGUAACCCAUCCCAGUUCUCCCACUGCGUUUCCGAAAACGACAUGUGUCCUCACGGCUAUGUGAACACGCUGGCUGUCAAUACUCAGUCGUAGAUGCUCAUUAGGGACUGGGUUUGACCGGCCGGGGGCCUCGUAGGCUACUACACAGUGUGCAUCAGCCCUUUUAAGGGAAGGUACUACAGAGGUGCUAAUAUUCCUUGAUGAAGAUAAAACACACAAACCAAUUAACAAAUGCAUAAAAUGUAUUGCUAUAGCUACUUUGUAAAAGUAGGCUACGGAUUUUGAGGUACGGUCAGCUGCGAGGGAUAAAAUGGUAAAAACGUAUUUUAGAAUUACAAAUCACAAGUUAAUAAAAAGUAUUUUUUUUAAGGUCUUAACAGAAACUCAGUAU
This is a messenger RNA of Carassius carassius (crucian carp), 1532 nucleotides long. RefSeq names its product transmembrane protein 121B-like. Bases 47 to 1234 code for a protein of 395 amino acids. The record is from RefSeq and is a predicted model, not a curated record. NCBI's taxonomy places the organism in Eukaryota, Metazoa, Chordata, Actinopteri, Cypriniformes, Cyprinidae. The transcript has a single exon.